Microstroma glucosiphilum is the source of this 2274-nucleotide messenger RNA. RefSeq lists its product as hypothetical. The record is from RefSeq and is a predicted model, not a curated record. The coding region runs from base 280 to 2040 and encodes 586 amino acids. Lineage: Eukaryota; Fungi; Basidiomycota; Exobasidiomycetes; Microstromatales; Microstromataceae. The transcript has 2 exons.
CGAAGACGAGCAUCGAAGAAUCGACGUCCAAGCAAAGGGCUGUGAGCGAGCCGGGGCACUGGCCCCUGUGCCCUCUGCCGUCCUUAUGAAGACCCCUUCCCCUGAUCGCCACGACCUCGUGCCCCAUUCUUCCCCUCCAAAUCCCUUAUCCAGCACAUCUCCCCCACUGAAUCGUCCGAGUCCGUCACACGUCCUACGACACUCGUUCCAGGCGAGCUUCAACGUACGUUGCUAAGUCAGAUAGACACAUACCCACAUUCCUUGCUACCCUUUGCCACAAUGGCCAACAUGAAGAACAAGCGCUCCCUCCUGGCUCUCGUAGCCCUCGCCCUCUGCAGUGCCAUCCUCCUCUGCACCACCCCAGCAAGCGCUUCACCCCGCUCGCACCUCGCCACCUCGAAGCACUCGGCUGAAUUUGCUCAGCAGGUCAGGGAUGGACAGGAGAAGAGACUCGUUGGUGAGCUGCCCAUCGUGGGUGACUUGACCAAGGAGCUGCCUAUUCCCAUGAAGAGGGAGCAGAACAAGCGUCUUGUAGGCGACCUCCCAAUCGUCGGCGACCUCACAAAGGACCUGCCAGUGCCCCUCAAGAGGGAGGAGAAGCGUCUCGUCGGUGAUCUCCCCGUCGUUGGUGACCUCACCAAGGAGCUUCCUGUUCCCCUCAAGCGCGGAGAGAAGCGCCUUGUCGGUGGUUUACCUGUCGUGGGCGACCUGACCAAGGACCUUCCCAUCCCCCUCAAGAGGCAGCAAGAGAAGCGCCUCGUUGGCGACCUCCUUGGCGGCACCUCCUCAGAGAAGAACACUCCUCUUGUCGAUGCCCUCGUUGGCGACCACCUCGACCUCAACGCCCUCACUGCCCGUGACGAUGACGAUGACGAGGAUGACGAGCCUCUUAUCGACGCUCUAGUCGCCGACCAUCUCAACCUCAACGCUCUGACCGCCCGUGAUGGCGACGACGAUGACGAGUCUCUGAUCGACGGACUGAUUGGUGACAAGCUGAACCUCAACGCCUUGACUGCUCGAGACGAUGAGGACGAAGAGGAUGAGCCUCUCAUUGACGCUCUCGUCGGCGAUCAUCUCAACCUCAACGCUCUCACCGCUCGUGAUGACGAAGAAGAUGACGACGAGUCACUCAUCGACACGCUCGUCGGCGACAAGCUCAACCUCAACGCCCUGACCGCCCGAACCGACUCUGAGGACAAGCCUUUGAUUGAUGCCAUCGUCGGUGACCAUCUCAAUCUCAACGCCCUGACCGCCCGAAGCGACUCUGAGGACAAACCUUUGAUUGAUGCCAUCGUUGGUGACCAUCUCAACCUUAACGUCCUGACCGACAGCCACGAAAAACGACUGAUUGGCAACGCGCUCGACUCUCUGCCCCUCGUCGGUGGAAAGAGCAAGGCCACUGACAGCAAGGCCUCCAAUACCACUGCCGACGGUGUCGCACCUGCUUCCACUGCUUCAGCCCCCGUCGCCGGCAAGGGUGUCGCUGGUCUGCUCCCCAUCAGGCGCAGUGGCAUGCUCGGUAGCCUAACCGACUCGCUCCCUACCAAGUCCGUGCCCAUCGUUGGUGGUCUUCUCCCAGUCAGGAGGGCAUCCGACUACGCAGAAUACGACACCCUAUCCGAGCGCGACACCAUUGACCUUGCAGCCUCCAGUGGCGCAGAGAAGCGAUCGCAGCACAUGGGCGGCGGAAAGCUCACAUGGUUCGCUGGUCACGAGAUGGACGCUCCUGCCUGCGGUGGUCCCAAGCCCAACGACGGCUCUUUCAUUGUCGCCGUCAACGAGAAGCUCAAGGGACACUGCGGCAAGACUGUGCGCCUAAGCCACGGCGGCAAGACUCUGAAUGCCAAGGUCGUCGACUGGUGUGGAAACUGCCCAAUCCGUCAUCUGGACGCUAGCAAGGCCGUCUUUGGCUACUUUGCCGACCUUAGUCAAGGAGAGGUGCACGGCAUGGACUUCACCUUUGUAGGCGACGAUGACCCGGAGGCUCACAAGCUUGGCCCCCUCGACGUCAGCGUCCAGGUGCACCACCACCACUCGUAAUGAGUCGAGUUCGAGCCCUCUUUUUCUUUGUGAUGCUAUGAUAGCUACCUUCUUUAUCCAGCUCUUGUCCUUUCAUUAGCUUCUGAUACCCUCCAUCCACCUCGACCUCAGGUAGGUCGAAAGCAUCUCUUUCCCCUGCGCUCCUGUCACAGCCCUCCUCGGAGCUGCUGAGACUGCCUCCUCUUCCCCGCCCUCUAUAAUCCACCUCGAGCUCGCUCGCCGUCGACACUUGUU